Molecule: messenger RNA, 2245 nt
Organism: Andrographis paniculata
Lineage: Eukaryota; Viridiplantae; Streptophyta; Magnoliopsida; Lamiales; Acanthaceae
Product: protein trichome birefringence-like 5
Exons: 5
Coding region: 123-1583 (486 amino acids)
Cellular component (GO): Golgi apparatus
Molecular function (GO): O-acetyltransferase activity
Source: RefSeq, a predicted model, not a curated record
CUGAAUCAAUGUUGUUGGGGACAUGGGAAUUGCAAAUGCACCUGGAUAUGGCGGCUGCAAAUUUCACACUUGUCCCGCCGCCAUAGCUCGUAGCACAACGUUCCUCUCGUCUUCUUCCACAAAUGGCAACUUCCAUGGCGCAUCCUGCCUUUCCCAAGAGAAGCAGCAAGAACCUCUGCACGCUCUCCCUCCUCUCCCUCCUCCUGCUUUUCCUUUUCUGCCUUUUCCUUUUCACCAGAAGCGCUUUCGACUCCAACCUCUCUUUCUACAGGUCUCUUCUCCUCUCUCCUUCGAGAUCCACCUCCAAUGGCGAUGACAAUGCCGACGGAAGCACGACGCUGGAUGAUGAAUUUCGGGAAGGAAGGGAUCGAGACACCGGAGUGCCUUUGUCCCCCAAAUCGGAUCACGAUGGUAAACCUAAUCUGAAUUCUUCGGAAUCUCUGGUAGAUGUCGACGUAAAGAUCGACGGGGUUAAGGAAAACCCUAGCAAAUCCAAUUCCGAAAGCAAAUUAGGCAUUGUUGAUAGUGCGAUAAUGAAGAAGUUGAGGAAUUGCGAUAUUUACAAGGGGAAAUGGGUGAAGGAUGAAGAAUAUCCCCUUUACAAGCCAGGUUCAUGCCCGUACGUCGACGAAGCUUUUGAUUGCCAGAGCAAUGGAAGACCUGACUCUGAUUAUCUCAAGUGGAGAUGGAAAGCAGAUGGAUGCGAUCUUCCCAGGUUUAAUGCGACAGAUUUUCUAGAAAGAUUGCGAGGCAAAAAACUUAUGCUUGUGGGAGACUCGAUGAACCGAAACCAGUUUGAGUCUCUCCUCUGUCUUCUACGAGAAGCUCUUCCCGACAAGAGCAAAAUGUACGAAAUUCAUGGGUAUAAAAUCACAAAAGGAAGAGGCUAUUAUGUUUUCAAAUUCGAGGAUUACAACUGUACAGUGGACUUUGUCCGGUCACAUUUUCUCGUCCGGGAAGGGAUUCGUAUCAAUCCGCAAGGAAAUUCCAACCCGACGCUUUCCAUGGACAGAAUUGAUAAGACAGCUAGCCGUUGGCUAAGAGCUGAUAUUCUUGUUUUCAACACCGGACACUGGUGGACUCAUGGGAAGACUUCGAGGGGCAAAAACUACUAUAAAGAAGGCGAGUACGUCUAUCCUCGCUUCGAUUCUGUUGAAGCCUACCGGAGAGCGAUCAGGACGUGGGCGACAUGGAUCAAGCAAAACAUAAAUCAAGAAAAGCUCGUGUUCUAUCGUGGCUACUCAUCAGCACAUUUCCGGGGCGGAGAUUGGGAUUCGGGGGGAUCGUGCAACGGGGAGACGAAGCCGGUGACGAAGGGGGCUAUUCUCGAGAGUUAUCCGCAAAAGAUGAGGAUUCUGGAGGAAGCGAUCGACGAAGUAAGCGUUCCUAUCGUGCUAUUGAACGUAACGGGGCUAACGAAUUAUAGAAAAGAUGGACACCCGUCGGUGUACGGAAAGAAUGGGACGGAUCGGGGAAAAGUGUCGAGCCGGCGGCAAGACUGUAGCCAUUGGUGUCUUCCGGGCGUGCCGGACGCCUGGAAUGAGCUGAUAUACACUACAUUGGUUUCCCGGCGGCAGUUUUAGCGUCAGAGAAUGGAUUGGAUUUGAGUACGUUUUUGUGUUUGAGUUUUGGUACAUAGAAAUGAAAUAGAUAUAAUAAUUAUUAUUACGGACAAUUGGGCAAAAAUCUCUCUGUCCAUUUAUCAAUUGGGAUUCAGUCCCUAAUGAUAAAAAAUUUGUCUGCACUCCCCCCUUUUUCCUUCUUCCUUCUUCUUCCUCCCUACUCGUAUUUUUCUUCAUUCUGUUUCUCUUCGCGCAAAAAAUUCUUCUCAAGCCGUUGUCCUCUUCCGUGAGCUCGAAAGCCACAUCCCGCACAGGUAAGGUUUUUAAUUGUUCGCCCGAUUUUACAUUGCCGCUUCUUGUCUGGUUCGAUUGAAAAAUUUUCUAGGGCACUCUCCGAAUCCUGUUCCGGUUCCCUGUCGUCGGCGGUCGGUUGAUUCGGUCGAAGAACUACCGAAGGCUGUCACCAGUUCCCUAGCCCGUAUUUCUUGUUCUCCGGUGAAAUUAGAUGUACCAGGUGUGUUUUUGUGUCGGUUGAUUCGGUCGAAGAACUACCGAAGGCUGUCACCGGUUCCCUGGCUCGUCUUUCUUGUUCUCCGGCGAAAUUAGAUGUACCAGGUGUAUUUUUGUAUCGAUAUCUUAGUUGGAAAAUUAUUAUUUGGAAGAAAAUGUUUGGAUAUUAUUUU